AUGGCUCCUCGCGGGAGAGGCGGGCGCGGGCCCCGGGGCCAGCGAGCGGCCGGGCGGCAGCGGCUCCCCGCGGGCGUCGCGCUGCUCCUGCCCGUGCUGGCGGCGGCGGCCGGGCUGAGCCUGCAGCCGGGCAGGAUGCGGCACCUGGGCGUCUGCCCCAACCAGCUGAACCCCAACCUGUGGGUGGACGCCCAGAGCACCUGCGAGCGGGAGUGCCGAACCGACCAGGACUGCGAAGACUUUGAGAAAUGCUGCACCAACGUGUGUGGGCUGCGGAGCUGCGUGGCCGCGCGCUUUGCCGACGGCAGCGUUCCUGCGCUGGCGCUGGCGCCCGCCGCCUCCUGCGAGAGCUUCGUGUGCGCGCAGCAGGGCUCCGACUGCGACAUCUGGGACGGGCAGCCCGUCUGCAAGUGCAAGGACCGCUGCGAGAAGGAGCCCAACUUCACUUGCGCCUCCGACGGCCUCACCUACUACAACAAGUGCUACAUGGACGCCGAGGCGUGUCUGCGCGGCACCCGCCUCACCACCGUGCCCUGCAAGCACAUCUUCACCUGGCCCGACACCAGCCCCGUGCCUCAGGAGACCACGGCGCGACCCACGCCGGGAGCCGGCCCCGAGGUGCCGGUGCCCCCCGCCCUCUACACCAACCCCUUCCACCAGUCCGUGCGCGCCGGCGGCACCGUCAGCUUCCGCUGCGACGUGAGCGGGCGCCCGCAGCCCGACAUCACCUGGGAGAAGCAGAGCGAGCGGGAGGAGAACUUCAUCAUGCGGCCGGACCAGAUGUACGGCAACGUGGUGGUCACCAACAUCGGCCAGCUGGUCAUCUACAACGCCCGCCACGAGGACGCCGGCAUCUACACCUGCACGGCCCGGAACGCCGCCGGGCUGCUCCGCGCCGACUUCCCGCUGUCGGUGGUCAGGCGGGAGCCGGGGGGGGCCCCGCGGACCGGCAGCCCCCAGCCCUUCCCCAGCGCAGAGUGCUUGAAGGAGCCGGACCGGCGGCGGUGCGAGGCCGCGGAGGUGCGCUGGCACUUCGACGCCAAGCAGGGCUCCUGCCUCACCUUCCGCUACGGCGGCUGCGGGGCCAACAGGAACCACUUCGAGACGUACGAGGAGUGCCAAGCCGCCUGCCUGGGCGGCGCCCGCCCCACCUGCCUCCUGCCCAUGGUGCAGGGGCCCUGCCAGAACUGGGAGCCGCGCUGGGCGUACAACCACCUGCUGAAGCAGUGCCACUCCUUCGUGUACGGCGGCUGCGAGGGCAACACCAACAACUUCGAGAGCAAGGAGACCUGCGAGGACGUGUGCCCCUUCCCCAAGAGCCUGCAGUGCAAGGCCUGCCGCCUGAAGAGCAAGAUGGUGCUGAGCCUCUGCCGCAGCGACUUCGCCAUCGUGGGGCGGCUCAUGGAGAUCGUGGAGGACCAGGACUCCGGCAUAGCCCGCUUCGCCCUCGAGGACGUCCUCAAGGAUGAGAAGAUGGGCCUCAAGUUCUUCAACAUCAAGUACCUGGAGGUGACCUUGACCGACAUGGAUUGGAGCUGCCCCUGUCCCAACAUGACGGCGGAGGACGGGCCCCUGAUCAUCAUGGGCGAGGUGCACGACGGAAUGGCCACGCUGGACCCCAGCAGCUACGUCCGGGCGGCCAACGACAAACGGGUGAAGAAGAUCUACGAGCUGAUGGAGAAGAAAACCUGCGACCUCCUGAACCGCUUCCAGGACUAG
Hirundo rustica (Barn swallow) is the source of this 1719-nucleotide messenger RNA. RefSeq names its product WAP, follistatin/kazal, immunoglobulin, kunitz and netrin domain containing 1 (gene WFIKKN1). Gene Ontology annotation, cellular component: extracellular region. Gene Ontology annotation, biological process: negative regulation of transforming growth factor beta receptor signaling pathway. The record is from RefSeq and is a predicted model, not a curated record. The transcript is spliced from 2 exons. NCBI's taxonomy places the organism in Eukaryota, Metazoa, Chordata, Aves, Passeriformes, Hirundinidae. Bases 1 to 1719 code for a protein of 572 amino acids. Gene Ontology annotation, molecular function: receptor antagonist activity; serine-type endopeptidase inhibitor activity; transforming growth factor beta binding.